Centropristis striata (black sea bass) is the source of this 7663-nucleotide messenger RNA. It is a transcript of the gene znf16l, whose product is annotated as zinc finger protein 16 like. The transcript is spliced from 3 exons. NCBI's taxonomy places the organism in Eukaryota, Metazoa, Chordata, Actinopteri, Perciformes, Serranidae. The coding region runs from base 460 to 2118 and encodes 552 amino acids. Gene Ontology annotation, molecular function: DNA-binding transcription factor activity, RNA polymerase II-specific; RNA polymerase II transcription regulatory region sequence-specific DNA binding. Gene Ontology annotation, cellular component: nucleus. The record is from RefSeq and is a predicted model, not a curated record. Gene Ontology annotation, biological process: regulation of transcription by RNA polymerase II.
UCAUUAUGGCUAUUUAUUCAUUCAUAUAAUAGUGAAUUAUAUUUAGUUUAAUAAAGAAUGUCCUUAUAAUCUUCACACACAUAACUUAGACUGACUUCAUGACAAUAACCCAUACCUGUCACCGCUUGUUUCCUACUGUAUUCUCUAGAGGGCGCUAGUCAGAAAAAUGUAUCAAAACUCUGCCGAUUUCAGCCAUUACUGCAACUCUUUUGUGUGUAUGUCAAGUUAAACAUAAUUAAAUAGAUACUUCCCUUUACUGCUUUCAAAACAAAAGUCUUAUUACAAAAGCUAAACGACCAGGCUUUUGUUUUGAAGAUACACUGUCAUUACAUCCGGCGUAACUCAUGGUAACUGACAAAGCUAACUACUGUCUUUCAGCAUCACCCAAACAUUAGCUUGUUGAGUGGCUUUAGCUCGCCAAACUCUUCAGAAAAAUAGAGCUCCUAGUCGCGCUAAUCUAUGAGUCGCAAAAGAAACCACAGUUUCGCUGAAACGAGCCUGUCUCCUGAGCUCCACGGCGCCUUUAUGGAGCCACCCGGGUCAGCGAGCCGAGCUGACGGCGAUUUCCUGGAGCUGGAGCACGACGAGGAGCUGCUGUGCUCGGUCAGCGACAUCACGGAGCAUCUGGGCAGAAACAUCACCGUGGUGCUGGAGACAGCGCUGGCUGACAUCCGCAAGAUGGUCAGCAUCAGGAUACGAGUCCUCAAACUAGAGCUGCGAGAGAAAAGCGAGGAAAUAGAAGUGUUGAAGGCGAGACUGAGCGCAGUCCAGAGGGAUGGGAGAGAGCCUUUCCCCGGCGGAGGCUCCAUGGAGCCGUCUGCAGAUGGAGGCUUCAAGAAACACGACUUCAACAAACAGAGCAGCGUGGACCCCAGGAGAGCCAAGGCGCUCAUGCCCGGGGUGAAGAAGGAGAAUAUAGAUGCUAUCUGCGAUUAUCUCAUGAAAGAUAAGAACUCGAGGGGCUGUCCUGAGAUGGACGGAGACCAGAGCAGCCAAGCCAGCAGCGACAGGGAGGCUCGCCAAGACCCGGACCCGCACUCCCUCAACCUGUGGCCGGACAGCGGCAUGGCUGGCCCCGGGCCCGGCCACGGAGACUCCGAGUCCACCACAGACGACCUCUUCAGCAUGCUCCCCUCUGGCAGCAAACGGAUGUAUGACUACGAGUGGAUAGCCCCGAUGGAGUACUCCUCCGAUCUGAAAGUCAUGAAGGAGCCUGAGUGUGAGGAGGACCCGACCGGUGACACAGAGGAUGAUGAGGAUGAAGAGUGUUCCAGGAGGGAUGGGGGUGGACUGGAGCAGGCCCAGGCCCCACUGUCUCACGUCCAGCCCUCUGACUUCUCCAUGGAGCCCCAGAGCUCUCCAGGCGAGGGAGGGAGUCCCCUGGAGGACAACACAGACAGGCCUGUGGCAGGUCAGCAGUUCCCCGGCCACACCUACAUCUGCUCUCUCUGUGGAACCUUCUGCCCUGACUCUGUGUUCCUGGAGGAGCAUGUCAAACUGAUACACUCAGACUCUGCCGGUGCCCAGGCUCUCCAGGCCCUGCAGUCCACCUGCGCAGCUGCACCCUCCCUGGGAGAUGGCAGCAGUGAUUCCAGGCGGGGCGCUGGGGGGCAGAACGAGGACGGCGCAGGAGCAGUGGGUGCUGCCGGCGUCGGGCGGCUGGGAGGGUCUGUGAAGAAGGAGAUUAAAAUCGAAGGGGGGUACGAGUGCGGGGACUGCGGCCGCCAUUUUAACUACCUUGGCAACCUGCGGCAGCACCAGCGUAUCCACACCGGAGAGAAGCCCUUCAUGUGUCCAGAGUGCGGGGAGAGGUUCCGCCAUGCGGCCCGCUUAAAAAGCCACAGGCUGGUACACAGCGGGGCUCAGAGCCCCUUCCCCUGCCCCCAGUGUGGAAAAGGUUUCUCAGUGCUAUCUGGACUCAAGAGACACCAACGGGUGCACACCGGCGAGAGCCCGUAUGCCUGUCCACAGUGCGGCCGACGCUUUAAAGAGCUGGGGAACCUUUACACCCACCAGAGGAUCCACAGCGGGGCCACGCCCUACUGCUGUCAGCAGUGCGGACGCAGCUUCCGCCACCUGGGAACUUAUAAGAGUCACCGCUGCACCCCCCCACAGUAACCUGACCAGCUGCUACGCUUUCUACACUUUCUGAUAACUAGAAACUUGUGUCAAAGACAGGGCAGCACUGACUCUGAGGCCUGUGUCUUUAUUGUCCGGCUCUCAGUUGACACUAGGGGAGGUGCAGGUCAUGUGGAGAACGGGGCUGGUAACCUGAAAUUUGCCCAAGCUUUGGUGUUUUGUAACAUUCAUCACGUUUCACACCUGAAUCUGGCAUCAAAGAAAACCGCGUCAUUGAGCUUGAGUUCAUUUUUGACCAUGGACACAUCAGUUUGAUGAUACAACGUCACAUAGACUCAGCAAAUGAGUUUGUUCACUUGUCAUGGAACUGUAGAUGUAAACUUCCAUUUCAUCAGGGUCUUUUAGGGUUUGGGCUGGUAUGAAAACUGGUCUGAUGUUUAAGGAAUAAUUUGGGAUUUUGGACAUUAAGUUGUAUGAAAUACUUGCCAGUAAUGUAGUGGAUACAGAGCUACUAGCUUUUUGAGCUCCGGUGUCGGAGUUGCGGCUGGUUCCGAUUGUAGAAUGGAUAGUUCCGGCAAGUUGGCAGUGUCCCAAAACUGCACGGCUUUACUCAACAAACUACGUGUACACUUAAAGAUCACCAGAAGUAAUAUUACUGCACGCUCAGUGUCAUUGUACUUACUGGCUUUUUCAGGAAACAAGAUAUAACCAGAUGGUUAUACACAAUUUGACCACUAGAUGUCACUCUUGACCCAGCAGUGGCUCCAUAUGGGAACAUAAUGAGACUGAUGACUCCACUUGGUGGCAAUAAAGCAACUCUAAGCUUCCACCACCAAUAAACAAAACAAGUAGAGGAAGUAGAGUGAGACUCACCUCUUCCAAAAUGUUUCCAUGUUAUCCAUAUUAUUAUUUAAGGUUUCUUUGAGACUCUGUUUCUGGUUUUGUGACCGCAAAAACAACAUGAUCUUCCAAUGAUCUCCGUCAUGUGGCUGGUCCUGGUUUGGCAGUCAAUUGUGCAGUCUGUCGGACACUAGUGGCGCCAUGACUCAUAAACAAACAUAACAUUAUGUUCAUCACAGAUGGCAACCUCCCGAUCUGACCAGUGAAGCACUGAAGUGCCAUAAGCCUGCAUUCUUUCGACCCAAUUCCAGGGGUCGUCAACGGUGGUUGCAAAAAAACUCCGGUCCUAUCUAUCUUAAUACAAAAUGAGACAACUUCUCACUUGAUUUAUUACCUCAGAAAAAUGUCUCAUGGCAACAUUAUGGUCUCAAUCGCUAGUUUUAAAUAUUCUCCAAGACAAUAUGAUGUUAAUUGUGCAAAUAAUGGCCCUAUUAAGAAGAAAAUAGAUGAUAAAGCAGGGUAUGAUUUGGGGGCGUGGCUACCUUUGAUUGACAGCUAGCUAUCAUGGCUAUCCGUGUACAUCUAAACAGCCAUGAACCUUUUUGUCUUGUUUUCUUCUCAGAACUUUGACCCUUUCACAGUGAGUUUUCAAUUUAUUUGAACAUUAUAUUUAUUUAAAAAUGUCUUGUUCAGCGUUCUGUUUUACUUAAAGACACUCCAAGGAGUCGGCUGUUCAGUUUUUCCAGUAAGUAACAUACAUUUUUUUUUAUUGUUAAGAGUUUUUUUUUUUAGAUUCACCCGUCCUCGCACCUCCCCAGUCCAAGUAUGAUCUCUCCUGGUUCCAAAAAACAAAAAUGUCGAAGGACGUAAAGCAAGAUGGCAUCAUCGGUAACACUGAACUUGCUGUCCACAAACCAAUGGGUGACGUGAUGGUAACUACGUCCAUUAUUUAUUACUAUUACUUCAAGAAGUCUGGCUGAUAUUUACGGAGCCUAGCCGGUGUCGUCCCCACUGCCCUCCGUUUCUCAGGUGGUGGUGAACACAAUCUGACGUGCACAGUUCAGAUCAUACAAACUCAGUUGAUACAACGAAUUUUGGACAAAUAAUGAAACGGACAACAAGUAAAACAUCUCCCUGUCUGAAAUUCUGUAAUUUAAUAUUCAUUUUGAGCAUUUAUAUCUUUUCCAAAAUGAUUUGGCGACCCCCAGAAAUAAUCUUGCGACCCCAAUUGGGGUCGGGACCUCAAGGUUGAGAAUGGCUGCUUUAAUGUAACAUUUCUCCAUCUUACUUUUCACUGCAGAGCAGAUGUGAUUAUUGUGGAAAGGGCAGUUUUCUUAAACAGACUAAAUACAAAAAUCACAAUAAUGGGUCGGCAGAUUCUUUAAUGACCAUAAAUAUAACUCGCAACCCCCACAGUGUGUCACAAUUACAAAUGGGGGUUCAGCCAGUUUGCAUAAAAUAAAACCAGACUCGUCCGGCAAAACCAGAAAUCAAUUCAGCUAUUCUUUGGAAAGUCUAAAAACAUUUACAGUUCCGUGACAACAGAGCAAACUUCUUCAGCUGAUUAAGAUGAUUCAUAGCCUGGAGCUCAGUUUGUUUUGUGAAACAGCUGAAUCAGAGGUAAUAAGGCACCACAUGCAGCAUGUAAGAGGUGACAUUUGACUGGGUGGCAUAAAGACACUGUACCAGCACUGCUUCUGCAUGUUUAACCUAGUUACUGUCAUUUGUUGAAAGGAUCAUUCCUGUUUUUUGCAACUUGGGUUUUUAGUUUACAGUUACAGGUCCAUAACAACUUCCUGCUGUUCUUACUGUGGUACAGUUGUGUACAGUUUUCUGUGCAGUGAUGGAUUAUUAGUGACAUUUCCACUCACUAACAUUGUUCGCCAUCCAAACUAAAGUGGUUUCAAUUAUCUGGAUAAACUGUUGGCUUGUUACCCAAGUUGUAAUUAACCAUAAUUGUCCAUUCGCUAUUUUCUGAAGCAUAUCUCAGUAUGAAUUUCAGCUUGAAUUCACUUGAAGCUGAAGCUUGAGAUAGGUAAUCAGUCAAAGCAAACAUCCCUGGAUCUAGUUUUGCAAAAGUAUGUAUGCUUGAGAAGUAACUGUUUUUGCCUUCUUCAUAAAGAACUGCAAGUCUCGUCCACUAAUCGCUGCCGGAGAUGCUUUCAUAUUUACUGAUGUGUUAUCAGACAUGCUGGAUUAACAUAUUUAAUGUUUCACGGAUACCUGAAGAAGCACCCCCCUGUACUUUGUUUUAACUCAGGGCUGAUUUUGUUCUGAACUAAGGCUGUAAGAUAUCGGAUUUUAACUUUACGGUUUUUUCAUGGCAAAAAACAUUUUAUCAUGAAGAUAUUGUAAAUUUGUCUAUUAUCAAUCACAGUAUCGCAUUAUUGUGUUUUGCGAUACUCAGAGUCAGAGUCAGAUUUUCCUUUAUUGUCAUUGCACAAAAUAAGUACUAGUACAACGAAAUUAGCCAUCAAGCCGUCCAAACGUAUACUUAAAACACAUAUACAAUAUGACAGAGGUGGACAGGACUGUGUUGAUUCUCAAGAGCACUAUCGAUCUUUAACUAAUGGUUUACAUGCAAAUAAUUAUAGUAGUGGUUUGUUUUUGGUUACAUUUAAACCCCGAACUGCUAAAUGGCAGUGUUGUAAUCUAUCUUCAUCCUAAAGUGAGACAGGAAGUACUGUAAGGGUGCACCAUUGAUGUAUAAAAAUAUAUUGCGAUAUAUUGAAUGGUAGGCCCUGUAUCAUGGUCAUACCUGUCACGUAUCCCGUUUUGGCUGGGAAAGUCCCGUAUUUUACCCUUCUUUCCCGCCGUCCUCCCGUAUUAGUAUUUUCCCGUAAAUCUCCCAUAUUUUAACCGGUCGCGGGCGGAGCAAAAAAACCCAACAUACUCCCAGUCUGAGCUCUGUCACUAGUCUUGCAAUAACUGCCACCCGCAGUAGCUACUACAGGUACUGUAGGUGGCAACUGUCACAAGGUUAGUGUGUGACGUCAGAUGAGUAACAACCAUAGACUGUAUGAAAAAUGGACGUGGUUCGUCUCUGGUGGUACACCUGGUAGAGCGCAUAUAAAUGGAGACCUUAGAGUCUUUGUGAGCGGGCAGCCCGGGUUUGAAUCCGGCUCGGAGCACUUUCUUUCUGUCUUCCCCUUUCACUUUGAACAUCUCUCUAUUAAUAAAGCUAUAAAAUGCCCAAAAAAUAUCUUUUAAACAAGUAAUGGACGUAGACACCAUUACGUCACCCAUAGGGUCCUGACUAACUGAUUAAUCCAGGUGUGUCUGAUUAUUGUUGUUAUGAAAACUGAGGUCAGCCACACCUGGAUGAAUCAGUUUGUCCAAUAAUGGCAGACAGGAAACAAAGGAGCUGGCUGAAGUUCAGGAAGUAGUGCAGCUGUGCAUAAAGCCAAUUGUAGUUUAUAAGUGGUUGACAAGUGGUGAUCUUAGCUUUCUUGUACACCUGUCCUAAAAUGUAAGGGAUACUGGAGGUUGGUUGGGGUGGUGGGACUGCCCGCAACGGGCGCUGGAAAAUGCCCCUUCUUUUCAAAUACAAAACUUGACAGGUAUAAUCAUGAUACUUAUCGUUUUUCAAGGUGCACAUCUGUUGAAGCUUGACAACAUGGUAGUAACAUUUACUGCAACUGACCGCUCCUGCAGUUCUUUGUGAAAGAGUAAAAUCCACAUCUUAUCAGCCUUUAAAGCCUACAGGGGGGAUGUUUGCUGCCACAGUCACAUAAAAUAUAUGUUAAUUUAAUUUAACAAUCCAUUUAUUAUUUCAUUAUGGCAGAGUAACUAGAGGUAAAACUGGUCUUAAUGCUGACUGGAUUACCUUUCUCAAAUAUGUUUUAUUUCUCUUUCUUUUCAAAAUAAAGACUCAGUAUCCCAAAGUAAUGACUGAGCAUCUCAAAGAUAAUGACAAAACUCAAAACAAUGACUUAUUUGAAAUCAUGAUUUAAAAGUACCAUCUCAAAAUAAUGACCAAUUUUCUUAAAAUAGUCAUGUAUCUUAAAAUAAUAAGCAACCCUCUAAAAAAUGGGACCUAUCUCGGAUAAUUGACUAAAUUUCUCAAAAUAAUAAUUAAAAAAAGUUUUUAAGUUUAUAUGAUCUGAUAAAAGAUACUAAUUUAAUACUAAUACUAAUUUGAGAUAUUUUGACACUGAUGCACAACAGAAGAUUCUCCCAUAAAAAAAAAGACUUGAAUCAAUGCAACAUUUAAAGUGUUGAAUCCAUCUACAGGGUUGAAUCCAUUCAGUCAUUUGCACCUUCACCUGCUGAGCCUCCAGGCCCUCACUCUGUGGUGAUGCAUGAAUCACCAGCACCCACAUGUGGACAGACUGUGUAACUACAAGAGAAAAGAUCCUGGCCAUACGCUUGACUGUCUUUUAUCAUGACACUGCUUGGUGCUAUGUGUAGAGCAGAAAGUUUAUCUUAUAAAUUUUAACCAGUGUAAUGUAUGUUACAGACUAUAUAUUGGUUAUUUUAUACAUUUGCCUGUAUGACACAACUUAAAAUAGUGUGAUGAUUAAAAAAAUAAAAAAAACCCUUGAAGGAAAACGACAACACAGGAGCCCAGUGUUUUCACUCUGAUCCAAUUCAGUGAAAGCCUAUUAGGAGAGCUGACCUCAAGCUUGUCUGUGUGUGAGUUGUAGGUUUUAACACUGUGUGGAAGACUAGAAGCAAGAAGACAACUUACCCAAACCUGUGAAACACUAACCAUUGACAAUCUGCGUUCUAAUAAACAGUUCUC